UCUGCAGUUCCUACUAUCUCUCAAACAAUAACGGCAGGUCCCGUGUGUCGCUGUGCGCCUGUGCAGUAACGGCAGGUCCCGUGUGUCGGUGUACGCCUGUGCAGUAACGGCUGCUGAUCAGUGUGCGCCUGCGCGGAGCCUGGCUGACCCCGGGGUCGAGGAGGUGUGGUGUUUUUACCUUAAACUGUUUCAUCUGUGCACUACUGUGAACUCCGAGUUCGACAUGUCUGUAGCAUCUAUAUCAAAUAAUUCACAGAUAAAGACUGUGGCCAGUAAAGUGCCCUUUUCUGACUUGUGUUUAACUCUGGAAAAAAUACAAAGGUCUAAGUCCAGACCUGAUAAAAAUAAGUAUUUCAAGGACUUUCUAGAUUCAUGGAGAAAUUUCCAUAACACCCUCCACAAGAAUGAUUUAAACACUACUGAUUCCUUCUACCCGGCACUGCGUCUAAUUCUUCCUCAGCUCGAGAGGGAGAGGAUGGCAUAUGGAAUAAAAGAGACAAUGCUCGCCAAACUUUACAUUGAUGUUCUUGGCUUGCCAAAAGAUGGAAAAGAUGCACUUAAACUCCUGAACUAUAGAUCUCCAACCAGCUGUCAUGGAGAGGCUGGUGACUUUGCAGUGAUUGCGUAUUUUGUUUUGAAGCAGAGGUGUCCAACUAAAGGCACGCUAACGGUGCAGGAGGUAAACGAACAUUUGGAUUCUAUUGCACUUAAUAAUGCUGCCAAGAAAAAAGAUUUGGUCAAAAAGAGUCUGCUGCAGCUAAUCUGUCGGAGUUCAGCUUUGGAACAAAAGUGGCUUAUUCGUAUGAUCUUGAAGGAUAUGAAAUUGGGUAUUAGUCAGCAGACUGUAUUUCAGUUAUUCCAUGCAGAUGCGGCAGAGCUUCACAGUGUAACAACAGAUCUGGAGAAAGUUUGUGUACAGCUCCAUGAUCCUACAGUGUCCCUCAGUGAUGUCUCCAUCAUGAUGUUUUCUCCUUUUAAGCCAAUGCUUGCUGCCAUUGCCAACAUAAAGCACAUUGAAAAGUUAAUGCACAAUCAGAGCUUCUAUUUAGAAACUAAACUGGAUGGAGAGCGUAUCCAGCUCCACAAGGAUGGAGAUGUUUACAAAUAUUUUUCGCGCAAUGGAUAUGAUUACACCCAGCAAUUUGGUGCUUCUUCAUUGCAAGGAUCCCUCACACCAUUCAUUCAUAAUACCUUCAAGAGCAAUUUGCAAAACUGCAUUCUUGAUGGCGAGAUGAUGGCUUAUAACCCCAUCACCCAAGCCUUUAUGCAGAAGGGAAACAAGUUUGACAUCAAAAGAAUGGUGGAAGACUCAGAAUUGCAAACUUGUUUCUGUGUCUUUGAUGUUUUAAUGGUAAAUAACCAGAAGCUGGCAAAUGAAACCCUCAGGAAAAGACAUGAAAUUCUUCAAACACUCUUCAUAUCAGUGCCAGGGCGCAUUCAGGUUGUGGAGAAAACUGAAAUAAAAACAAGAAAGGAUGUAGCUGAUGCCCUAAAUGAAGCUAUAGACAAAAGGGAAGAAGGAAUCAUGGUGAAAGAUCCUUUGUCUGUUUAUAAACCAGACAAACGUGGUGAAGGCUGGUCAAAAAUUAAGCCAGAAUAUGUUGAUGGCUUGAUAGAUGAGCUUGACAUCUUAAUUGUUGGUGGUUACUUUGGCAAAGGACAUCGCGGUGGAAUGAUAUCCCACUUUCUGUGUGCUGUUGCAGAGUCUGCUUCGCCUGGUGAGAAACCAUCAGUCUUCCACUCACUUUGCCGUGUAGGUUCUGGGUACACGAUGAAGGAAUUGUACGAUCUUGGACUGAAACUGGCUAAACACUGGAAACCUUACCACAGAAGAGAUCCUCCAACAAACAUUUUGUGUGGCACGGAAAAACCAGAGGUCUACAUUGAGCCGUGCAAUUCUGUUAUUCUACAAGUCAAAGCAGCUGAAAUUGUGAGCAGUGAUAUGUAUAAAACUGGUUGCACCUUGCGUUUUCCACGAAUUGAAAAGAUCAGAGAUGACAAGGAUUGGCAUGAUUGCAUGACAUUGCACGAUUUGGAUCAACUGCAUGAUAAAGCUUCUGGGAAACUUGCAUCAAAACAUGUUGACUUAAGUGAUGAUGAACUGGAUAAGAAAAAGCGUAAAAUUCCUUCAAAGUCCAAAAAAUUGAUCGGCAUUGCAGAACAGUUUAAAGCCCAAGAUCUAUCUAGUGUUGACAAAGUUUCUAAUAUCUUUGAAGAUGUUGAAUUUUGUGUCUUGAAUGGUCUUCAUGACCAUCCCAAAGCUCAACUAGAGAAGGGAAUCGCUGAAUGUGGAGGAUUGGUUGUGCAGAAUCCUGGGCCUGACACUUAUUGCGUUAUUGUUGGCAUGGUUAAUGUCCGUGUCAAAAAUCUUAUUGCCGCUAAUGAGCUUGAUGUGGUCAAAGCUGACUGGUUGGUGGACUGUUUGCAAAAGAAGUGUUUUAUACCAUGGCAACCCCAGUUUAUGAUUCAUAUGUCACCUUCCACGGAAAAGCAUUUUGCCCAGGAAUAUGAUCAUUAUGGAGACAGUUAUUAUGCUGAUGUUGAUAAAAGCCAUCUGCGGGAGAUAUUCAAAAGAAUGAGUAAACCAGAACAACAUUUGCCCUUUAAAACUAUUGCUGACUUGGAACAGCGUUAUCUAUGGGAUGCAUCACCUCUGUGUAUGUUCAGACAUUGCAUUGUUUAUGUAGAUUUUUGCACUACAAUUGGUGACGUUAGUACACAGGUACAUGGCACGAGUUUAGAUUUGAGAGUUUUGGAGUUGCGGUUUCACGGUGCGCAAUGCGUUACUAAUUUGGCGGAAGGUGUCUCGCAUGUCAUCGUUGGUCAUGAUGUACGACGUCUCUCUGAGCUAAAAUUACUCAGGAUGACAUUUCAAAGGAAGUUCAAAAUUGUACUGGAAUCAUGGAUAACUGAUUCAGUAAAAGCAGGAAGUGUGCAAGAUGAAAAGAAUUACCUACUGUAGAAGAAAUAAUCGCUGAAAUAUAAGCAAGAUGUGGACAGUAUAGAAUUUGUAAGAAAACUUGUUCAGUUCCACGGUCUGAAAGGUACUUGACAAUCAAAGUGUAACUGAAGCUGUGCAAUCCUACUCAAAAAAAUUACAGUUUUCUUGUUUUGUUGCACUUACUUUUCCUUCUCAACAAAAAGCAAUACGUGACCCAAAGGGUUAUUCCGGAUAGAUUAUACAGUUCCUUUUUAGUUUUCACUUUUCAGUUUGUCCUCUAAGAAGAGCGAGUUUCUUAAUGCAGGCAAAAGUACAUUAAUAAUAUUAGCAUCUGAUGUAUCAUAAAUUUCAGUUGGGUAACUAAAAUGAUUGUCAUCUCUCCAUAAAAGUAAAAGCAAUCAUCAGCAUUUGAUUUUCUACAUUUGUACUAAGGCUUCAAAAAUUAAUGCUAAAACAGCAAAAUAAAUCAGUGCUAGAAGUGAAAGUAAUGUCAAAAUGUUGUACUUAAUGGUCAUGAAGCUAAUACUCUCAUUUAAAAAGUUACAUCCAUUAUUGGUAACAUCUAACAACAGUCGAAAAUCGGACGCAGAAAUUUUACCAGCUAUUAACCUCCAUUGUUGACAAUGAUUUGUUUACAUCAAUCAUUAUUAUGUACCUUGCCUUUAACAAAAGUGAUAAUUACUGUUCUGCUACAUAAUAUGACUGUUUCAGCUGAUAUUUUGUGUCAUCUUACAAAUCAUAACUGCUUUGAGUAUUGAAAAUUUCACUUAAUGAAGCUAGAAUACUGGUUUAGGUAGUGAUGUAUACCUCACAUUCAUAACCAUUUAUUGCACUGUUCCAAACAAAACAAAGAAUAAGCUUUAAACAACAUUAUGGCUAAGUGUACAAACUGAGUGGUGUAAACUCUUUUACUGAAAAGGAACAAACCCAAAGUUAAAGCAUUCUAUGACAAAUCAGGGUGAAAGUGGAGACAUAAAUUAUACGAGAGAGCAAAUUAUAAGAGAGUGGAGGAGGAUAUGUGGUUUUUGCAUAAAACUUCCUGAUUCUCCUGCAAAGUCAUUUUAAUAGAAUCCAUAAAAUAAAUACUUUCUAAUGUUUUAAAGGGUGUUGUCAAGCAUGUUCAAAGUACGACUUUUCAUUCAUCUCUUUAAGGGAGCGUCUGAGAUUUUAACAAUGAUAACAUAUAUACUUUCAACACGUAAAGAACUCUCUGAAUGAGUUAAUCUUCAUAGACCAUUAGGUUAUUUAUUUACAUAGUUAAAUACCAUUGGAACCUUUGAAUUAUUGAAAUUACAGGGGAAGUGGUAAACCCAAUAAAUAAUAACGCAUUGUCCGAGAUCAUCUUAGUUUUGCUUCAAAGCUAAAUUCCCUGUAAAAAUAUAUAUAUGACAGGCCAUCAGCUUUUUGCACCAGAUACUUCAUUAAUAUUCAUAUAUUGAUUUCCAUUUUUGAAGUACACUAGGUUCCUUAUUGUGUUAUACAGAUGCAUAAAUUGAGAAUAAUCCAUGGUGGAACAUAUGAUACAGUCCAAGUCAUGACAAGUAAUGGAGUCCGUUAAUAAUGGGUUGAAGUAAGGAAAUGUACUCUGAAUAAAAACUGUCUGAUUUGUACAUGUUCUUAUAUUUUAAAUUUUUGGAUGUUAAAGUAACUAUUCUUUCAGCUUGAAAGAUUAAUUUCUAACAAUGAAUUAGCUGAUUUUCAUCAGUGAUUACACCAAAUAAGUCAUUGAGAGAAUAGACUUUUUUUUAAAGAAAGGAGAAUUUCCAUCCCUAUUUUUGCUUCAAAAUUAAAUUGUAAUUCUACAUGAAAAUGUGUACUUUUAGUGUUGGUAGUGUUAAAAUGACAUUAUCCUGAAAGAAAUUUUACAUUUGUGCUCAGUCUGGUGUUUAUAUGUAUAUGUGCUGAUUGUCAGCAGAUAUUCUUCUCCAUGUUAACACCAUUGAAAACUUGUGCUUUGGAAAAUUAUUUAAUAAAAAGAAACUCUUUAAAUGUGAAA
Molecule: messenger RNA, 4937 nt
Organism: Rhincodon typus (whale shark)
Lineage: Eukaryota; Metazoa; Chordata; Chondrichthyes; Orectolobiformes; Rhincodontidae
Gene: lig4
Product: ligase IV, DNA, ATP-dependent
Exons: 2
Coding region: 224-2962 (912 amino acids)
Biological process (GO): immunoglobulin V(D)J recombination; DNA biosynthetic process; nucleotide-excision repair, DNA gap filling
Cellular component (GO): DNA-dependent protein kinase-DNA ligase 4 complex; DNA ligase IV complex
Molecular function (GO): ATP binding; DNA binding; DNA ligase (ATP) activity
Source: RefSeq, a predicted model, not a curated record